Molecule: messenger RNA, 1656 nt
Organism: Chaetomium fimeti
Lineage: Eukaryota; Fungi; Ascomycota; Sordariomycetes; Sordariales; Chaetomiaceae
Product: WD40-repeat-containing domain protein
Exons: 2
Coding region: 296-1366 (356 amino acids)
Biological process (GO): spliceosomal snRNP assembly
Cellular component (GO): SMN complex
Molecular function (GO): RNA binding; protein binding
Source: RefSeq, a predicted model, not a curated record
ACAGGCGUGACGAGCACUUCGGCCUCUCCCCUCGCCUUCUUCUUUUACGACACGACCACUUUACGACCCGUUACGAAUUUCCCUUCAUUUCGUUUUCUUUUGUCUCCCAGGUGUUCGGGUUCUUUCACCGACUCUUAAGAGUAGAUGCGACUGUCGCCGGUCUAAUUGUCACAACCGCGAAGACGGUUCCAAACGUCUGCACUGGAAGCAUCGACACGAUACGAUCGCCGAGUCGCUUUCUCACACCUUUCCCAUUCGGAGUCCCACGAUUCCAGAAUACUUUUCGAGAUCCAGCAUGGGAGACGCCACCGCCCCUCGCCAAUACGUGCCCUUGACUUGCCACGGCCACUCGCGACCAGUCCCUCAUCUGAGUUUCUCGCCGCUCGAGAAGGAAGAUGUAUACUAUAUGAUUUCGGCUUGUAAAGAUGGCAACCCAAUGCUCCGCGACGGCCAGACAGGCGAUUGGAUUGGCACUUUCCUCGGCCACAAGGGCGCUGUUUGGCAAGCGAGGUUGAGCCCCGAUGCUACGACCGCCGCAACCGCCUCCGCCGACUUCACCGCGAAAGUUUGGGACACGCACAGCGGCGAGCUGUUGUACAUCCUCCAGCACGACCACAUUGUUCGCGCUAUCGCCUACCCAUUUGAUCAAUCCGGAAUGAUCGCAACGGGUGGUUUUGAGAAGAAGCUUCGGAUUUUCGACCUGCACGACCAAAAGGCGCCCAGCGACUCGGCAUCCGCCAGCCCUACCGUUGUCACCCCGGCCACCAUCGAGACUACACGGGCGUUCGAGAUUGGCGAGGGCGUGCAUAAAGAGCCCAUCAAGUUCAUCGUCUGGGCCCAGGAUCCCCGCGUUAUCAUCACUGCGGCCGGCGAGACUCUUCGUUGGUUCGAUCUUCCGACACGACGCUGUAUCCGCGAGGUGAGGCUCGAAGGCGAAAUUAAAUCCUGCGAACUCGUUGCCUUGGCGCAGGCACAUAGCGCGCCUACGGACAUUGGCGGAGGUCUCCCCGUUCUAGCUGUUGCUGCUGGGAAUACGGCAUACUUCUGGGGCGGUUCGAGGGCUGAGGAUGAGUUGAAGCACAUUAAGCUUUCUCAUGGGAUUGCAAGUGUUGCUCUGGAUCUGAAAGGCAGGAAGUUUGUGGUGGGAGAGGAACCGGGCACCUGGGCUCGGGUGUACAACUGGGACGAUUCCAAGGAGUUGGACGUGCACAAAGGCCACCACGGCCCCAUCUGGUCCAUCGCCUUCUCGCCGGAUGGCAAUCUGUACGCGACUGGGUCGGAAGAUGGUACCAUCAAGAUGUGGAAAAACUGCGAAGGCUUUUACGGACUCUGGCGAGGGGGCGUGUCGGGCAACGGCACAGACUAGGAGAUGAACGAACGCCCCUUCGACAACCCGCCUGACGAUAACGUCACCGAUAUACCUUGCAGUACCACGCCAUCCAGGGACCACAGCUAUGGCUCUCGGGCCGAAGCAGGUCGUUCGAGUUCCGAGGCCACAACAGUGUCUCUUGCGGUGGAGGAUGCUGGCCCCCCAAUCAACUGUUCACCGAAAAAGAUCGAGAAAACCAUAUCACCACCACCCGUCGGUCGCGUUUCUAGAGAGUCGACUUGCUCUGACCCCCCUCCCGGUUAUCAAGGCGUCGGUAGGCCGCCGCG